Cuculus canorus (common cuckoo) is the source of this 1801-nucleotide messenger RNA. RefSeq names its product WD repeat and SOCS box containing 2 (gene WSB2). The transcript has 8 exons. Gene Ontology annotation, molecular function: protein binding. Gene Ontology annotation, biological process: intracellular signal transduction. The coding region runs from base 19 to 1263 and encodes 414 amino acids. The record is from RefSeq and is a predicted model, not a curated record. Lineage: Eukaryota; Metazoa; Chordata; Aves; Cuculiformes; Cuculidae.
GGGGCUCCGGGGGGUGCCAUGAGGCCGUUUGGGGGCGCGGGGGGCCCCGGCGUUGCCCCCCUGGAGCAGCCGUCGCUGCUGGCGGAGCUGCGGCCGGGCCGCGCCCAGCGCUACGACUGGAAAUCGAGCUGCGAGACCUGGAGCGUCGCCUUCUCCCCCGAUGGAGCCUGGUUCGCCUGGUCCCAGGGGCACUGCGUGGUCAAACUCAUCCCCUGGCCCCUGCCCGAGCCCCUCCUCAGCUGCAAAACCUCAGAGCGCAAAAGCCGGAGCAGCAAAGCGGAGGCAAGGAGCCGAGGGGUGGCCAAGGAGAAGACACUGGAGUGUGGCCAGAUCGUGUGGGGCCUGGCCUUCAGUGCCUGGCCGGUGGCAGAGGCCGGGGAGACAGACUCCACCUGCACGUUGGGUCUUCCCUGCAUGAUCUUGGCCACCGGGCUCAACGACGGGCAGAUCAAGGUGUGGGAGGUGCAGACAGGACACCUCCUCUUCAGCCUCUUGGGACACCAGGAUGUUGUCAGAGACCUGAGCUUUGCUCCCAAUGGAAGUCUUAUCCUCGUGUCAGCCUCACGAGACAAGACCUUGCGUGUCUGGGACCUGAGCAGAGAUGGGCGGCAGGUCCAGGUGCUGUCAGGCCACAUGCAGUGGGUCUACUGCUGCUCCAUCUCCCCAGACUGCAGCAUGCUCUGCUCUGUGGCUGGAGAGAAGUCGGCGCUGCUGUGGAGCAUGCGGUCUUACACGCUCAUCCGGAAGCUGGAGGGGCACCAGAGUAGUGUGGUGUCGUGUGACUUCUCUCCGGACUCAGCGCUCCUUGUCACCGCCUCCUACGAUGCCUGUGUGAUCAUGUGGGACCCCUACACCGGGGAGCAGCUGAGGACGCUGCGCCACGUCCCCCUGCACUCGGCGCUGGACUACAGCAGUGAAGUCCACAUCAGCUCACUACGCUCUGUCUGCUUCUCCCCUGAGGGCCUCUACCUGGCCACGGUGGCAGAUGACAGGCUCCUGAGGAUCUGGGCGUUAGAACUGCGGUCUCCGGUUGCGUUUGCUCCCAUGACCAACGGCCUGUGCUGCAUGUACUUUCCACACGGUGGUUUCAUUGCCACAGGGACCAGGGAUGGCCACGUCCAAUUCUGGACCACUCCAAGGGUCCUCUCGUCGCUAAAGCACUUGUGUCGCAAAGCUCUGCGCACCUUCCUGACGACGUAUCAGGUCCUCGCACUCCCCAUUCCCAGGAAGCUGAAGGAAUUCCUCACUUACCGGACUUUUUAAGGCAGUGCGGAAAGUGGAGGGACGAAGGUGAGAGCCCUCUGCCCAGGGACGGGGCUCAGCCUGGGUCAGAGGAGGCACUGCAGCGUCUUGCCAACCUGUGAGCUGUGGCGCAGGAGCAUUGUUGUUCACCCUGUUUUGGGGCUGUGUCUGUGAAUGUGGAGGGAUUUUUUUGGUGUAAUAAUACUAGAACCCAGCAAAAGUGCUUGCAGAGGGAAAGGGGCACAGCUGCAGUGGCCCCAUAGGGACACGGGUCCCUCUGUCCCUCUGCUGCCUGCAAGUUCUGGGGUAGGUGCUUUUGCUUCCAAGUGCAAUGUUGUGGGGUGAAGGUAGCAUCCGCAGUCUGAGCGGAGCUUUUGUUGUUCGUAUAAAUACGGGGCUACAAUCACCCCUGACAAAACCCUCACGGGGACCGGCUCAUACUGUAGCUUAGCUCCCAGAGGAGCGCGGGCUCUGCCGCUCUCCCGGUCUGGGCAUGAGCUGCACAGACCCAAGCAGGUCUCUGCGGACUAAACAGCAAGGACAGAAUAAAAAACCAUUC